Prosopis cineraria is the source of this 889-nucleotide messenger RNA. RefSeq lists its product as uncharacterized. The transcript has 3 exons. The record is from RefSeq and is a predicted model, not a curated record. Gene Ontology annotation, cellular component: mitochondrion. NCBI's taxonomy places the organism in Eukaryota, Viridiplantae, Streptophyta, Magnoliopsida, Fabales, Fabaceae. The coding region runs from base 243 to 602 and encodes 119 amino acids.
CGGCGACGUUUUGUACUCCGGAAACAGAAACACCCCUUGGGGGCUUGGCUCUUGUCUGCUCUCAUCUCAUCCUCGCUCUCACCUCGCGGACUUGAAGCCUGAAGGCAUUAACUCUCUCCUCUGGCCGCCCCCGCUGAGGCAACUUAUCAGGCUAUCACCUGGUGUUCUCUCAUUCAAAAAGUCAAACAGCAAAUAUAGUGGAGCCGUAAUUUAAAGGUUGUGAAAUUAAUUUCAGAGAGGGCAUGGAGUUUAUUAACAGGAUAGCUGAGGCAGCAACGAGAGCUUUGAACAACAACGUAGUGAUUGAUGUUUGCCUCCUUGCUUCGUUUGCAACACUGGGAAUAAGAUCAGUUCACCAGCAAAAGGUCAUUGAGGCUCUAGAGGCUGAGAAGGAAAAUCUUGUCAAAUCCAACAAGGCCAUGAGAAAGACCAUGUGGGAUUGGAAACAACAGCUUUUUGCUGAAGCUUCAACUGAUUCUGCUUCAGUCCCUCUCACAAGGCUCCGAGCCAUCUACGGUGAAGCCCCAAGUCCUCAACCUGCUGCUGGAGAUACUGUGAAGCAAGGUGCAAAAUCAUCUGGUCCCGUCAACUUUAUUGUGUGAAACGGGCUGAGUGGUCAUGCUCUUACGAAGUUUUGGCAGCGGAUGGCUGUUGAAUAGAGUGUAGUUAGAGAUGAGAAAUAUGUAAUUCUGUCAUGCCUGGUUAUUUUAAUUGGUAUUGGCACCAUGCACGUGUAGAAAUAGGAGAAAGUGGAACGUGGCAAAGAAAGCCAUCAAUGAGGAAAAAUAAACAUGCAUGUUACCAUUUUAUUAGCAGAUGAACAAUUAGUGAACUUUUGAAAUCUCAGCUAGAUUGCUGAUGAAUAUAGUUAUUUGUUGAUGAGUUGAAA